Penicillium brevicompactum is the source of this 807-nucleotide messenger RNA. RefSeq lists its product as uncharacterized. The transcript is spliced from 2 exons. Bases 1 to 807 code for a protein of 268 amino acids. The record is from RefSeq and is a predicted model, not a curated record. Lineage: Eukaryota; Fungi; Ascomycota; Eurotiomycetes; Eurotiales; Aspergillaceae.
AUGACAAAGGACCCAGUCGGGACGUUCAUACCCGAUGAGACAUUUGACCGAGAAGGCCUCUCCAGUGCAACAGACGAGCAAGUCUUGUUGCACCGGAGAGUCGUCCUGAUGAACAAGGACUCUAGGGGGAUGACCCGCUGGGGCCUCUUGGACCUGAAUGUCCAAGGUUCAGUCGCUCUUAGCUCAAACAAGGGCGUGGUGAAGUGUUCGGCACUAAAUGCCGUAAUCGAUAAAGGUCGCAACGUCAAUUUCUUCACAGAGUUUCAAUGUGAAAUGGGGAGCAUUGGCGCCGGCGGGAAAGCACUGCAAGAAAAGAACCGGAACUGGUUCGAGCAAUGUAAUCACCGCUGGGCGAUGGAUUGGGCAACCGGGUGGGGUUGUGCCAACGACCUGAUUAAUGAGCCACACCAGCGGAGAACGCGCACAGCGCGACAGACCCGUAUCUCUGAUAUGAGCUACGAGGUGCCAUUCCUGCCCGAGAUUUCCCAUAUCAACAAAGAGAUCGGCAACAACUCGCCGACCAUCGAAACACUACAGGAAAGAUUUCUUCUCGGCGCCCUGACAGUGGAUUAUUUGAGUGCAACUCUGUACCAGUUGCAGGCGCAGGCCCAGGGCAUCAACUUCAACACCGGCGAGUUCCGAGAGGCCGCCACUCACAGCCUCCUGGAUCCCAAUGAUCGGAUCUCAGAAAAUGUGCUCAAGAUGACUGACGUUGAUCGAUCACUCGGCACAUUGGUGGGCCCACGGUUGCACGUCCAUCAAGAUGGACGGACAACCGUCAAGUUCAGCAAAUGUGAUCGAUACUGA